This is a messenger RNA of Dalotia coriaria, 5403 nucleotides long. It is a transcript of the gene wts, whose product is annotated as serine/threonine-protein kinase warts. The transcript is spliced from 5 exons. Gene Ontology annotation, biological process: peptidyl-serine phosphorylation; G1/S transition of mitotic cell cycle; hippo signaling. The record is from RefSeq and is a predicted model, not a curated record. Bases 473 to 3664 code for a protein of 1063 amino acids. Gene Ontology annotation, molecular function: protein binding; ATP binding; protein serine/threonine kinase activity. NCBI's taxonomy places the organism in Eukaryota, Metazoa, Arthropoda, Insecta, Coleoptera, Staphylinidae.
UGACACUCUAAGAUGGCCGCCACAUAAUUCAUUCAAGAAAUUUUCUUUGUUUUCGUUUAAGUUUUCCCCGUGCAAAUCGCCCGAGAAUCCACCCGUAGCGCGUCCGGCGGAGUCCCCGAGGUGCGCGCCCAACCAGCGGCAGUUCGAGAGCACGCGUGUGCAUCUCGCCGCCGCCGUGUAGCAUCGCGUCGGUGCGAAAAAAAGAGUGUGUGCGAGUGCGGAGUGUCGGUGGUGUUCGUCGGGUCUAGAAUGAGACGCGGCGAGCGCUCGAAUCUGCCAGAGGAGGAAUCUCGAGGAAUUGUCGCAUUCGGGUUGCGCUGCAUAAAUAAGGUGUCAAUUCACCUUUACGUAUCCGCACUGUGUGUUUGAGCAUCCAAUUGGAUAAGAGAGUGUAGAAACGACUCUAUCGCCUGCUAUGUGCGCUUCCGGCAAAAGUGGUCGAAGUUGGAUAAUUGCGAUGUGAAGUAGGACCAUGGGCCAGCAGCCCGGCCUAAUCAUCAUGAACAACAGUGCACCAGCCCGGUCUUCGGGCUACCAUCAGAAGGCGAUGGAAGAGAUCCACAACUCGCUGCAGCCAUUCGCCAAGAUUGGCGGCGGCGGCGAGGGUUCGUCCGCCGCCAGCACCAUCAGUAAUCUAUCGACGACCAGCGGCGUAAGUUCGCUGAGCUCAGCUUCCGGUUCAAACGGCGCCGAUAAGGAACUGCAUCAACUGCGGCAAGUACUCGCACAAUUGCUAGCGAUGGGAUUUGCCGAGGAGCAGUCGGUGCGCGCCUUGCAGGCGUCCGGCGGACGGCUGGACGGCGCCAUCGACUAUUUAAACAAGCAGCAGGCGGAAGGCGGUAAAAUCAAAUUGAUGCGUAAGCCCAGUAUUGAUCGCGAGAUAAGUAUGCAUCGCGGUAGUCCGGCGUUGGAUAGCGGUGCCGGCAGUUCACGCUCCGAUAGCCCACGACUCACGGAUUUACAUCCGCCUGUGAGUCGACAGUAUUCGCCGAGUAACUUUAAUGAACCACCGCCGCCUCCCCCGCCACGUAACACGCCUCCGCCGCCACCACCGCACGGACCGUAUCAGUCUGUGCCGAAUAAUGUGCAGCAAAUGUUGAAGCGGAUGUCACCGGCGCCGGUGGUGCCGGCCAGGGCACCGCCAGCCGUACCGGUUUAUAAUUCGCCCGCCUCAUCGCAGCGAGGCACUAGUCCCGUCUCGAAUAUCCCCAAUUCGAGGCAGCCGAUGGUCGUUCAGAACGGUCCGCAGGUGCAGCAGCAACUCUCGCAGCAAAUGCAAGCGCUUAGUUUGUAUCCAACCGGCGGUAGUGCUUCCGCUGAGCCACCACCUCCGUAUCCUCUCAUGACGAAGUCGCAAUCGACGCCACCACCACCGCCGUCAUACGCUGCGUCGAUACAGAAUCGUCACUCCCCGACGCAGGACUUUCGAAAAUCGCCGUCGUCGGGAAUCUAUUCCGGUUCAACUUCAGCGGGGUCUCCCAGCCCUAUACCGGUAUCGACUACGACGCCUACAUCCAUGACGCGGCCAACGCCUGUACCUGCAUGGGGUGCGCGGCAGACGAAAACCCAACCGCCUAUUAUUAUGCAAUCGGUGAAGAGUACCCAGGUACAGAAACCGGUGUUACAAACUGCCAUUGCGCCGACGACGCCCAUCUCACCAACGAGCACGACGCCACCAGCUACGCAACCACCACCGCCUUCUUACAACGCGUCGAUUCAACAGAAACAAUACGCGAGUAAACCGGCAGCGCCUUUGCCGCAAACUCAGCCGGCGACGAAGACGACUAAUAAUGUGAUCGUGCCAACUACGGAACCGCCAAGUUAUGCUAGUACAAUGCAGGCGAAGGCGAAAGCUGUGCGUGUUAAAGGCCACUCACCAUUGCAACCUCCGCCAUACGGUGAGGAACAAUACGGCGCGCAGGUUGCAAGUGUUGAGAGCACGGUGUCUCCGAGGGCUUCCUCGCAGUUACAUCAACCGCUACAGCGGAAGUAUUCACCGAUUGUUGAUCGAUCGGAUAGUCCACAAUCAACGACGUCUUCCACUGAGGGGCGGCAUAAUUAUCCCGAGGCUGCGCCACCUCUUCCACCAACAGCUUCCUCAUCUGUAAAAAGCAAUAAUAACCAUGCAACUAACGGAAAUGGGAAUCCAAGUGAUAUACCGCCACAACUGCCACCACACACGAAAAUCAAGCAUCAAUCACCCAUUCCCGAACGUAAGAAAAUCAGCAAAGAGAAAGAGGAUGAACGCCGCGAUGGUAAAGUCAAAAACUACUCACCGCAAGCGUUCAAAUUCUUCAUGGAACAACACAUUGAGAAUGUUAUCAAAUCCUACCGCCAGAGGGUGUAUCGAAGGAUGCAACUCGAGACGGAAAUGAAUAAAAUCGGUUUAUCUCCAGAGGCGCAGUGUCAAAUGCGUAAAAUGCUCUCGCAGAAAGAAUCCAACUAUAUUAGGCUAAAACGCGCAAAGAUGGACAAGACGAUGUUCCGGAAAAUUCAACCGAUUGGUGUUGGUGCCUUCGGAGAGGUGACGCUAGUAAGCAAGAUUGAUACAAAUCAUUUGUAUGCAAUGAAAACACUGCGGAAGGCAGACGUGCUGAAACGAAAUCAAGUCGCGCAUGUGAAAGCCGAAAGAGAUAUUCUUGCCGAGGCUGAUAACGAAUGGGUGGUAAAGUUGUACUACUCCUUCCAGGAUAGUGAUAUAUUGUAUUUUGUCAUGGAUUACAUCCCGGGCGGUGAUUUGAUGUCGCUGUUGAUUAAGCGAGGGAUUUUUGAAGAACCUUUGGCGAGGUUUUACAUCGCGGAGUUGACUUGUGCGGUGGAGAGUGUGCAUAAGAUGGGAUUUAUUCAUCGCGAUAUCAAACCGGAUAACAUUUUGAUUGAUAGGGAUGGACAUAUCAAACUGACAGACUUUGGUUUGUGUACUGGGUUUAGAUGGACGCAUAAUUCGAAAUAUUAUCAACCAAAUGAACACGCGAGGCAAGACUCCAUGGAACCUAUGGAGGAUUGGAACGAAGAGUGUCGGUGUAAAUUGUUGGAAAGACGACGACAGAUUGAGCAUCAACGCUGUUUGGCGCAUUCAUUGGUUGGUACACCUAAUUAUAUCGCCCCAGAAGUCCUACAGCGUACGGGGUAUACUCAAUUGUGCGAUUGGUGGAGUGUUGGUGUCAUUUUGUAUGAGAUGUUGGUGGGUAGUCCGCCAUUUUCAGCGAAUACUUCAGCAGAAACACAAUAUAAAGUUAUCCAUUGGGAAACGACACUGCACAUACCGAAAGAAGCCAAUCUGACGAAAGAGGCGACCGACCUGAUCUUAAAACUGUGUUGUAGUGCGGAGAAGCGGAUAGGUAAAAACGCUAGUGAAGUGAAAUCGCAUCCGUUCUUCAAAGAAAUCGACUUCGAGAAAGGUCUACGCCGCCAGCAAGCGCCAUACAUCCCGCGCAUAGAUUACGACACGGACACGUCCAACUUUGACCCGAUAGAUCCGGACAAGUUGCGCAAUUCGACGUCGAUGGACAGCACGAAUUCGGACGACUUCAUCGACAACUCGCGUCCGUUCCACGGCUUCUUCGAGUUUACAUUUCGUCGUUUUUUUGACGACGGUGGCGGGCCCGCCUUCAAUCGCAUUAAUCUAGACGACAAUGACAAUCAGGGACCCGUCUAUGUAUAAUUAACAGUAUGUCGCAAUCUGACGUUAAACACGAAGUGAGCGUAUGACGUAAAACGAGAAACAAGUGGAGCGUCGCAGGUAACAUGGCGGCCGUUUUUCUUGCCUAGCUAAGAGAGGAAUCCGAUGAAUAUUUUCGAAAAAUUUGAGCUCGAGCGGAUUUAAACUGGGGAGGGGGGCUAUGAAUGUAAAUUGCAUACUUACAGGCGUUGCGCACUUGGAUUGAAUUGUAAAUUCGAUUGGAUUGCGCGUCGGUUGUGCGUUCGAAUUGGUACAAUCGUAAACAGGGUAAAUUCUAAUUGGAACAGAUGCAUUGUGUUAUAUUUUUAUACGAAAUUUUACGAGUUAUGUGAUAAGGGGAAUACAUUGGAAGUGUAUACGAAUUAGGAAGAUGUAAUUCUAUUAGCCAAAAUGGUGGAACAAAACGACAGCCCCGAAGUGUAAUUGAAAAAAAGCUCUAAACGUGCCUUAUUUACUCUAAAUCGAAAUCAAUCAUCAAAAACAAACAUAAAGCAACUCUGAGGCCUUACACACGCGUACGAAAGAUGAAAAUUGAAAAAAACUUAUUCGCACAUGAUGGCGACUUGUUUAUUAACUUUACUAUAAAUAUUAAUAUUUAUUGCUCAAUGAUUAUGAUAAGAAUCGACAGUUGACUAUAAACAUGUAAAAAGUACAAUACUUAUGAUUAAUUGAUCAUUAAUAAUGUUAUGUUUAGUUGUUUUAGAUAGAGCGUAUUAUGUUGCUAUUCGAAUAUUAAUUAAUCUACGAUUAUUGCUGUUACAAACGAAACAAGAUAUUCUCUGAGAGUUUUUUUUUGCUCGAACGUCAUGUUUAACUAUCUAUUGAUAUACAAAUAUCUUCCAACUAUUCAAAGUGAAGAAAACGAGCAUGCAGUAUGAUAUGAUUUAAGAAUGGUGCUAAUUUAUUACUAUAUUACGAUUGUAGGUAAUAUUCGCGAGGUUCAACUAGGAAGAAAAACUUUAGAAACUGAGAUGAUCGUACAGUAAUGUGAUAAAAGUACUGGAUGUCGAUGGGGGAGUCCUUGAUAUUGUACGCGUAAUUCCCACCUUGUUUAGUAGUACGUUUUUAUUUUGUUUUUUACAUAUUUAAUUCUCUUCUUUGAUUCUUCGAUUUGUUGUUUUCUCUUGUCCUAUUUUAUAUUCGUGUCCGUAUUCAACGCAAACCAGUCUUAAUUUAACGGUAGUUAGGUUCUAGCGAGCGCUGAAAAUUGAAUAUUACGUGUAUGUUGUGUGCGUGCGUUUGUUAUUUGCGAAAAAUCGAUUUUAUGUUGAGGAUGACAAGCUGAUGAUGAAGCUCAUAGCUCUGGAUGCGCACAGCACUGGAUCUUCGAGUCAAAGAAUGCCUAGUUAGCUUGUAACUUGUAAUUGUUUCAGGAUCAGUAGAUGAUCAUCUAAUUUAAUUUAACAAUUUAGCUACAUACUUAGGUUUUAUUCAUUGAGAUACGGACAAUACUAUGUUAUUUAUAAAUUAUUUAAGUCGGUAUGUAAUUACAGUUAAAUUAACACUAGCUAGCCGUACGAAGGAGCGCGAAUUGGGUUGAAUUUUAAAUUUAAUCGGACUAGAGGAGAAACAGCCAUCAAGCACAGCACGAGGAAUUUGUAUAUUAUGUAUAAUACUCUAUUAUUUUUUUGUAAAUAGUAAAUAUUAUCUUAAAAAUAAACUAUUGUAUAUUAAUAUUAUUAAAAUGGAAAAAAGUGAAGUAAAGAAUACAUUUUACUUGA